Sinocyclocheilus rhinocerous is the source of this 3075-nucleotide messenger RNA. Its product is annotated as cytosolic phospholipase A2. Lineage: Eukaryota; Metazoa; Chordata; Actinopteri; Cypriniformes; Cyprinidae. Gene Ontology annotation, cellular component: nucleus; endoplasmic reticulum; cytosol. Gene Ontology annotation, molecular function: calcium ion binding; calcium-dependent phospholipid binding. The coding region runs from base 158 to 2401 and encodes 747 amino acids. The record is from RefSeq and is a predicted model, not a curated record. The transcript is spliced from 18 exons. Gene Ontology annotation, biological process: glycerophospholipid catabolic process.
AUCUCAUCUUUAGUCCAUCCAGUAAUGCGCAUUCCUCUUGGCUUCCUGAAGUAACUUUCUUGUCGGAGAGGGACCAACAUCACUGUACCACCAACUAUGAUGUUUCCCGGACUGUCUUGAAAUAAAGUGCCUUCCUGACCUCCACAUUGCUGUCAGAAUGUCCUCCAUAGACCCCUAUCAGUACAUCAUAGUUGAGCAUCAGUAUUCUCAUAGAUUGAAAGUAAAUGUGGUGAGAGCUGAAAAUGUGACGAAAGGAGCAUUUGGGGAUUUAUUGGACACCCCAGACCCUUAUGUGGAACUGUCCAUUCCAACCACACCAGAGUCAAGAAAACGAACACGCCACAUAAAUAAUGACAUUAACCCGAAAUGGAAUGAAACAUUUGAGUUCAUAUUGGAUCCCAAUCAACCCAAUGUUUUGGAGAUGACACUGAUGGACGCUAAUUAUGUCAUGGACGAAACUCUGGGCACAGCUAAAUAUUCCCUUUCAAAGCUCAAAGUGGGGCAGACAGAGCAUGUGACCCUAUCUAUUGGCAAGACGACAAAAGUGUUCCUCGACAUGAUCUUAGAAGUGUGUGCGUCCACAGACUUGCGCUUCAGCAUGGCACUGUGUGAUCAGGAGAAACUCUUCAUGCAGACGCGCAGGGACAGAGUUAUGCUCAGCAUCAAGAAGCUUCUAAAAAUGGAAAACCCACGCUUCCUUCCAGCCUCACCUAGAGAGGUUCCCACCAUCGCCAUUUUGGGUUCUGGAGGUGGUUUUCGUGCAAUGGUUAGCUUCUCUGGUGUGAUGAAGGCUCUGUAUGAAUCUGGGGUGCUUGACUGUGCAACAUACGUGGCAGGACUUUCUGGAUCAACAUGGUAUAUGUCCAUGCUGUACUCGCACCCUGAAUUUCCCGCUAAAGGCCCAGGGGAUAUUAAUAAGGAGCUGAUGAGCAGAGUCAGCAAUAACCCACUCAAACUGCUCCUGCCCCAAAACAUUAAUCGCUACGUCAAAGCACUGUGGAAGAAGAAAUCGGGCGGACAGCCUGUCACUUUCACUGACAUCUUCGGGAUGUUGAUCGGAGAGACUCUAAUUCCAGGGAGAAUGGACACUAAACUGAGCUCCAUGCAGACGAAGAUUAAUGAAGGUCAGAGCCCCCUUCCUCUCUUCACCUGUCUGCACGUCAAACCUGAUGUCUCUGAGCUCAUGUUCGCAGACUGGGUGGAGUUCAGCCCGUAUGAGAUUGGCAUGGCCAAAUAUGGCACCUUCAUGUCUCCGGGGCUGUUUGGGAGCAAGUUCUUCAUGGGCAGCGUUGUGAAACAAUAUGAGGAAAACCCCUUACAUUUCCUCAUGGGUGUAUGGGGCAGUGCUUUCUCCAUCCUCUUUAACCGGGUUCUGGGAGUGAAGGAGACAGCCAGUAGCAGCACAAUGGAGGAGGAGCUGGAGCAAAUUAAACCCGAGCAUAUUGUGGGUGAUGAUUCAGCAGAUAAUGAGGAGGAAACUCAAAGGGGAGGCACAGAGAGCGCAGAGGCAGAAGAUGAGCGGCAGCGUCAUGCCCAGGCUAGCUGGGUUCAGCGCAUGCUGACCUCCAUAAUGGGGGACACCACCCUGUUCACCACACGUGAGGGCCGUGCCGGCAAGGUGCACAAUUUCAUGCUGGGACUCAACCUAAACUCUUCCCUGCCUUUCUCUGCCUUCACUGGCCUCAUGCACCAGACCUCAGUGGAUGAGGAGGUUGAUGCUGUUACAGAUCCUGACGAGUUUGAGCGAAUCUAUGAGCCCUUGGAUGUGAAGAGUAAGAAAAUCCACAUAGUGGACAGCGGUCUGACCUUUAACCUGCCCUAUCCUCUCAUUCUGCGGCCACAGAGAGGAGUUGACCUCAUCAUUUCCUUCGACUUCUCAGCCAGGCCCAGUGACUCCAGCCCGCCAUUCAAAGAGAUACUGUUGGCUGAAAAAUGGGCCCGUAUGAAUAAGCUGCCAUUUCCUAAGAUCGAUUCGAAAGUAUUUGACCGAGAGGGUCUGAAAGAGUGCUAUGUGUUCAAACCUAACAAGGGAGACAAGAGCUGCCCAACUGUCAUUCAUUUUGUCUUGGCCAACAUCAACUUUCGGAACUUUAAAGCCCCAGGAGUUCCUAGGGACACAGACAAGGAGAUAGAGUUUGGCGACUUUGACAUAUUUGACGAUCCAGCCUCUCCCUUCUCCACUUUCAACUUCCAAUACUCCAACCAGGCCUUCAGGAGGCUUCAUGACCUCAUGGAGUUCAACACGCUGAACAACAUUGAGGUUAUAAAAGAAGCAAUUAAAGACAGCAUUCUGCAGAGACGAGAGAACCCCUCACGCUGCACGGUUUCCCUAUCACUCAAUGAAAUUGAAAACAAGAAGUUCCUGAAACGAGAUACCAGCAAUGCGAAACGACCCACCUAACAGAUAGCUGCAAAAAGCUACGCAAAAGCCUUGACGUGUGAGACUGCGUUGGUCCACUGGUGCUGAUUCUCAUUCAACCAUUUCAUGAGAAUCACUGAGCAGAUUCAUCAGACAAGACUGGACUGACCUUAUUACAGGGUCAUUUUUAUGAUGCUUUCCAGACAACUUUGAAUUCUCCCACCUCCUACUUAAAGAUAACCACUGGAAAGGCGCUCGGUAGGGUUAUUAAUGUUAACUAAGAUUAAAACCAUAAAAUACAUGUAUAUCAGUGAUUCUAAAAUAGCACUGGUACAAACCCCAACUCCAAUAAGAAGCACCAUUUGACGUCAUUACCAAGAUGGUGACAAAUAAAAUGACAUUCUGAUGGCUAUUUUGAAGUAGAGGUGGACAAUUCCAACAUCCAGGUUGUCUGGAACGCAUCAUGACUGGAUUGCUCGAAUGGUGGGAAAUGGAAAUUUCAGUUCUAGUCUUCCCACCUCCGACUUCAUCUAGAAUGCAGCAUCAGGAACACAGAAUCUACAGCCAUUUUUUGUAUUUUCUGCACUGAUUUUGGGGGAACUUCUAUGGAAUAGAUUUGAAUAUGGUAAAAUGUUUUGUGUAUGGCAAAAUAAUCUGAGAGACGAGAGUACUACGCUCUUAUUGGUCACUGAAAACAUUAUCAAAUUAGCCAACAA